AUGGUUCAACUCUUCAUACUCGCACUCGCCAGCCUAACAGGACUGGCAAAUGCACUACCAGUGAAUGAAGACAGUCCUGGCUUAAUCCCACGCGAUUCUUGCCAGAUUGCUACGGAUUAUACUACCACAGUGACUGCCACUGCCACCUCCAUCAGCACAGUGAUUGUCACCAGUACCAGCCUCACCAGUUCUACUGAACCAAUCGUCACAUCAACUCCCCAAUGCACAACGCUCGCUAUCAAAAGGUUCAGCAUAGGCGACACCAAUCAAACCACAGUAGCGCAAGCAAAUCUCUACUCAGGCAGCGACAUUGUCAUCGACACCGACUCCCUCUUCGGUCCCUUCACCAACCCAUUCCCGUCAACUGAUACUUGGUUCGGCCAAAUCCCCAGUGUGUCUUUGCUGUUCACUUGCGACAGCGAAUGGCGCGUUUGGAUCAGUUAUGAAGGGGCUGGAACUUAUACACUCUCUCCAGGCUCUCUCGAUCUGAGCCCUGACGCCCUAAGUGUCGGUCCUACUACCCCUAUCGGUGGCUCCAGUAUCAAUAUCUAUGCUGUUGUUUGGGGGGUUGAUCUGAUCACCAAUCAAGUCGUUAUCAACAGCUUGUAUAAUUGUCAGGGGAGUGCGAAUCGGUUCACGUGGAAUGAUGCAUUCAUGCAUGCAGAUGCUUGGACUGGACAUGAGAAGACGGGUGCUAUUUACUAUAUUGAUUCCAGUGGGGAGUUGCAGAUUCUCUAUGGUAGACAAGGGACUUAUGGGACUUUUCCCUGGCCGUGA
This is a messenger RNA of Penicillium nucicola, 777 nucleotides long. RefSeq lists its product as uncharacterized. The transcript has a single exon. Bases 1 to 777 code for a protein of 258 amino acids. The record is from RefSeq and is a predicted model, not a curated record. Lineage: Eukaryota; Fungi; Ascomycota; Eurotiomycetes; Eurotiales; Aspergillaceae.